Molecule: messenger RNA, 703 nt
Organism: Medicago truncatula (barrel medic)
Lineage: Eukaryota; Viridiplantae; Streptophyta; Magnoliopsida; Fabales; Fabaceae
Product: monothiol glutaredoxin-S9
Exons: 1
Coding region: 104-526 (140 amino acids)
Source: RefSeq, a predicted model, not a curated record
UAACGAGUAAAACGAUCCCAUCCCUUUCUCCAUUUAUAUAUAUUCCAUCUACAUCCUCUUCAUAAUCUCCAUAACCAACCCGCUCUCUCUCAAAACUAACAUCAUGCAUCAAGCAAUUCCUUACAUGUCAUCACACAACAACAAUUUUGGUAACAUCAAUGAAAAUUAUUAUUCUAACAAGAAGAAGGAGAAUCAUGCUUCAUCCAAAGGAGAAGAAAAGAUGAUUUUGAACAUGGUUUCAGAGAACGCUGUGAUAGUUAUUGGGAAACGAGGUUGCUGCAUGAGUCAUGUAGUGAAAAGGCUUCUACAAAGUCUAGGUGUUAACCCUGCAAUUCAUGAGGUGGAAGAAGAGAAAGAUGAAGUGAUUGUUGCAAGAGAAUUGGAAUCAAUAAUUGAAGGAAAUGUGCAGUUUCCAAUGGUGUUUAUAGGUGGUAAGUUGUUUGGUGGAUUGGAUCGUCUCAUGGCUACUCAUAUUUCUGGUGAAUUGGUUCCAUUGCUUAAACAAGCUGGAGCUUUAUGGCUAUGAUUUCGUUGUUUCUUGUCAUUAAUUAAUCCAUUUAGUUUAAGGAACUAAUGUUUGAUUUUAAAAAAAUUACUGAUUUACAGUGUUUCUUAGCCUUCAAUUUGGCUGGUUAUUUUCUUGACAUAAAUUACGAUGUAAUCUUAUUCAAGUUAAUCAAAUUCAAAACACAUCAAUUCAAAA